AUGGUUGAGAGUGAUUCGUCAUUUGAGACAGAUAGCUUGGGAGUCGUGGAUAUUGUCGCACGUCAUAGGGUCCUGAGCCAGCAGCUCGAGACGCAGAUGAGAGACCCUAUUGAGCGGGUUGUAGAGAGAAAGGACUUUGCCGCUAGUGAAGAAAGGAAGCAUCAUGGGGAGUGCACAUUAUUACCAAGCUUCAAGAAUCUAGUCAUCAUAGUUGAGGAGCAGAGUUUUAGGGCUGAUGCCUUACUUUUGGUUUUGGAUCCUGGACUGGCGCAGGAGAUUAAGGAGAUAGAAGGAGCAGAACAAGAUGAGAUUAGGGGACAGAAGGUUGUUAGUUUAAGAGCGGCGAUGGAAGAUAUCAUGCGUGCUGUGGUUGCGAUGCAGAAGAAACCUGCUACAAAACUUGAUGGGAUCGCAGGAUGCUAUAGAGAGAUCUAA
Messenger RNA from Talaromyces stipitatus ATCC 10500, 435 nucleotides. RefSeq lists its product as uncharacterized. The transcript is spliced from 2 exons. NCBI's taxonomy places the organism in Eukaryota, Fungi, Ascomycota, Eurotiomycetes, Eurotiales, Trichocomaceae. The record is from RefSeq and is a predicted model, not a curated record. The coding region runs from base 1 to 435 and encodes 144 amino acids.